Molecule: messenger RNA, 5426 nt
Organism: Fukomys damarensis (Damara mole-rat)
Lineage: Eukaryota; Metazoa; Chordata; Mammalia; Rodentia; Bathyergidae
Gene: Tnpo3
Product: transportin 3
Exons: 23
Coding region: 565-3336 (923 amino acids)
Biological process (GO): protein import into nucleus
Cellular component (GO): cytoplasm; nuclear membrane
Source: RefSeq, a predicted model, not a curated record
AAGGAAAUAAGAGCUGCUCGGGUGUGUAACACAGCUGGUUUUAAAGUCAAGGUGGAUGCAAAAAUAGGUGGUUGUUACUCUUCCGCUCCUAGGCCGGCAGGGUCACUUCCGGGAGGGGGCGGGAAAAUAAGAGGAGGCGUGCCUGGAAGGAGGCCGUUUGUAGCGCACCAGGCGGAAGUGUGCCAAAGGGAUCAGGGCUACCGCUUCCGGUCCGCUACAACUCGGCAUAGGUGCGCGGCGUGGUCUGUGUCAUGUGGCGAUAGGCUUCCGAGCUCAAGUCAGAAAGUGAGGAAGCCACAAGCAACGUCCAGGAUCAAGAGGCUGGAUUCUAGUGGAAAGACUGGUAAAAAAGAGCCAGGAACCUGAAUACAACCUAUCCGCUGUUUCCGAGGGGGCAAAUUCCACGGGGAACCCCCCUCUGCCCUGGUAACGGCCAAAGAGGAGGAGAUGGCGCCAGCCAGGGAGCGGCUGUGGCCAAGACAGUGAAGAAGCGCGAAGGCGGAGCAACCAAGAAGCCUGAGGAAAAGAAUCAGAGCCGACGCUGUCACCACUGCCACCACCACCAUGGAAGGAGCAAAGCCGACACUACAGCUUGUGUACCAGGCAGUGCAGGCGCUUUACCACGACCCAGAUCCCAGCGGAAAGGAGCGCGCCUCGUUUUGGCUUGGGGAGCUGCAGCGUUCGGUUCAUGCAUGGGAAAUUUCUGACCAAUUGUUACAGAUCCGGCAGGAUGUGGAAUCAUGCUAUUUUGCUGCACAAACCAUGAAGAUGAAGAUUCAGACCUCAUUUUAUGAGCUCCCUACAGACUCUCAUGUCUCUUUAAGGGACUCAUUGCUAACCCAUAUACAGAACUUGAAAGAUUUGUCACCUGUCAUUGUAACACAGCUGGCUUUAGCAAUAGCAGACCUUGCCCUGCAAAUGCCUUCCUGGAAGGGAUGUGUACAGACGUUGGUGGAAAAAUACAGCAAUGAUAUAACUUCUCUGCCUUUUUUGCUGGAGAUCCUUACAGUGUUGCCUGAAGAAGUACAUAGUCGUUCCUUAAGAAUUGGAGCUAAUCGGCGCACAGAAAUUAUAGAAGAUUUGGCCUUUUACUCUAGUACAGUAGUAUCCCUAUUGAUGACCUGUGUAGAAAAGGCAGGAACAGAUGAAAAAAUGCUUAUGAAGGUCUUUCGCUGUUUGGGAAGUUGGUUUAACUUGGGUGUUUUGGAUAGCAACUUCAUGGCCAAUAACAAGUUGCUAGCACUCCUUUUUGAGGUUUUGCAGCAGGAUAAGACCUCAUCCAACCUACAUGAAGCUGCUUCAGAUUGUGUGUGCUCAGCUCUCUAUGCCAUAGAGAAUGUGGAGACUAAUUUGCCAUUAGCCAUGCAACUUUUUCAGGGAGUCCUGACAUUGGAGACUGCCUAUCAUAUGGCCGUGGCACGUGAAGAUUUAGACAAAGUUCUGAAUUACUGCCGUAUUUUCACUGAAUUAUGUGAAACUUUUCUUGAAAAAAUUGUUUGUACUCCAGGCCAAGGUCUUGGAGAUCUACGAACUCUAGAAUUGCUUCUGAUCUGUGCAGGGCAUCCUCAAUAUGAGGUAGUAGAAAUUUCCUUUAAUUUUUGGUACCGACUAGGGGAGCAUUUGUACAAAACUAAUGAUGAGGUCAUACAUGGCAUCUUCAAAGCUUACAUUCAGAGGCUGCUUCAUGCCUUGGCUAGACACUGCCAGCUGGAACCAGACCAUGAGGGGGUUCCUGAGGAAACAGAUGACUUUGGAGAGUUUCGAAUGAGGGUAUCAGACUUGGUAAAGGACUUGAUUUUCUUGAUUGGGUCUAUGGAAUGUUUUGCUCAGUUAUAUUCUACUCUGAAAGAAGGCAACCCACCCUGGGAGGUGACUGAAGCGGUUCUCUUUAUCAUGGCUGCUAUAGCAAAGAGUGUUGAUCCGGAGAACAACCCAACACUUGUGGAAGUUCUAGAAGGAGUUGUCCGUCUCCCAGAGACUGUACAUACAGCUGUGCGAUAUACUAGCAUUGAGUUGGUUGGAGAAAUGAGUGAAGUGGUUGAUCGAAAUCCUCAAUUCCUUGACCCUGUGUUGGGCUAUUUGAUGAAAGGCCUGUGUGAAAAGCCCCUGGCUUCUGCUGCAGCUAAAGCCAUUCAUAACAUUUGCUCUGUCUGCCGAGAUCACAUGGCUCAGCACUUUAAUGGACUCCUAGAAAUUGCCCGAUCCCUUGAUUCCUUCAUGUUAUCUCCAGAAGCUGCUGUGGGCUUGCUAAAAGGGACAGCACUCGUCUUAGCCAGAUUACCUUUGGAUAAGAUUACUGAAUGUCUUAGUGAAUUAUGUUCUGUUCAGGUUAUGGCAUUGAAAAAGCUGUUGUCUCAGGAGCCCAGCAAUGGCAUUUCCUCAGAUCCUACUGUGUUCUUAGAUCGCUUGGCAGUGAUAUUUAGACACACCAAUCCCAUUGUGGAAAAUGGACAGACUCAUCCAUGCCAAAAAGUCAUUCAGGAAAUAUGGCCAGUUUUAUCUGAGACUCUAAAUAAGCACCGGGCUGAUAAUCGGAUUGUAGAGCGUUGUUGCAGGUGCCUGCGCUUUGCUGUUCGUUGUGUGGGCAAAGGAUCUGCAGCUUUGCUGCAGCCACUUGUCACACAGAUGGUAAAUGUGUACCAUGUACAUCAGCAUUCCUGUUUCCUGUACCUCGGCAGCAUCCUUGUGGAUGAGUAUGGCAUGGAAGAAGGCUGUCGGCAGGGACUACUAGACAUGCUCCAGGCACUGUGCAUCCCCACCUUUCAGCUCCUAGAACAGCAGAAUGGCCUUCAGAAUCACCCUGACACUGUAGAUGACCUGUUCAGGUUAGCCACCCGGUUUAUUCAGCGUAGCCCUGUCACCUUACUGAGGAGCCAAGUAGUCAUCCCAGUCUUACAGUGGGCCAUUGCCUCUACUACCCUGGAUCACCGGGAUGCCAAUUGUAGUGUUAUGAGGUUCCUAAGAGACCUCAUCCAUACAGGGGUAGCCAAUGAUCAUGAAGAUGACUUUGAGUUACGUAAAGAACUGAUUGGACAGGUGAUGAACCAGCUUGGGCAGCAGCUUGUAAGCCAGCUGCUCCACACAUGCUGCUUUUGUCUCCCCCCUUAUACCUUACCAGAUGUGGCUGAAGUGCUCUGGGAGAUCAUGCAGGUUGAUAGACCGACCUUUUGUCGAUGGUUAGAGAAUUCCUUGAAAGGUUUGCCAAAGGAGACAACCGUGGGAGCUGUCACAGUGACACACAGACAACUUACAGACUUCCACAAACAAGUCACUAGUGCUGAGGAAUGUAAGCAAGUUUGCUGGGCUUUGAGAGACUUCACCAGGUUGUUUCGAUAGCUCACACUCCUACACUGUGCCUGUCACCCAGGAAUGUCUUUUUAAAUUAGAAGACAGGAAGAAAACAAAACCCAGACUGUGUCCCACAAUCAGAAACCUCCAUUGUGGCAGAGGGGCCUUCACUGCCCCCAGGGCAUCCCGCCAGACAGGGAGAGACUCCAGCCUUCCAGGCAUCCCGAGGAGUUCCUGUUUGGGGGUGUGAGGGGAAAUCAGCACGGUUUGAAAAAGAUGGCUGCAGCCUGUCCGGCGUGGUGGGAGGGUAGCUGGUUUUCUGGUGAACUUGUUUCUAAAAGGAAAAAUGAUUUUGAGGAAAUAAAAGGAAAAAAAGGAAAGAAAACUAAACUAAAUGGAAACAUUCACCUGGUAGCAAAUGACAAAUGUACACACUCUCACACGCUCAUGUGCAGUGCACAUACAGAAAACCAAAAGUGAGGAUUUUCUGUGAAACAAAACUUUCACUUAGGAAAAAUGUGGGAAUUCUAAUGUAUUAAAAUAGCUGCAAGUGAAAGUAAAGGGUCAGAGUCAUCUCUGAAGGUUUCUAUCAUUUUGUCUUCUUUCCUUCUCCUACCCUCCCUUCUUCCCCUUCCCUCUCAAAUGAAUUUUUAAAAAAAUUCCUCCUCCCUGUUUCUUUCCCAUCUUAGAGUUGUUCCAAUGGCCUAGUCUGCUUUAUAUCAUGGUCACAUUGGUGAUUCUCAGGACCAGACAGGGUCAAAAUUCAUAUUCAUGUAGAACCAGCUUUGGCUCUGUUCUGUCUAAAUCUCCUUCCAUUCCACAUGAGGUUGUUGUCAGCCUUGGAGAAAAGAGCCAAAUUGGGGUGGGUAAGGUAGGAUACAAAUGUGUAUUGUUUUAAUUUUUUUAAGGUUUUUUUUUUUUUUUUAGUGAAUUAUUUUGCCUCUGCCUCGCAAGCGCAAGGUCCUGAGUUUGAUCCCUGGUACCAAAAAAUAAAUAGAAAUAAAGUGAAUUAUUUACCCACAGACAUUCGAGAAAAAGGGUGUGAGUAUGAAGAAAAAAUGUUUACAAGGUGAAUUGUAUUUCACUAAAAAGUGUGGACAUUUAUUGACUUCUGAGGGGUAAGGCUGAAGAGGGAACCCCAAAACAGAUCCUAAUGUUUUGAAGGAGUACAGCCCUUCACAGCCUUUAGAUGUGAGGGCACUGUUCUGCCUGGUGUUGUAGCCAUCUCAAGAACAAAUCAACAGCAACAACAACAAAAAAGGAAAAACAAUAAAUUUUUAAAAUUUACUAAGUGUUUCCUUGUUUUACUUCAUUUACUGCCUUGUAUCUCCGAACUGAUUCGCCUAGAGCAGCUGAGCAAGCAUCCUUAGCUGGCACCUAGUACAUGUCUGGGCAUGCCGCAGACCCUCAGGGAGGUAGCUCGUUCUGCACCCUUCAGUCCUGGUUCAUCCCAGUGCUCCUCGUGUUGCACUCUGCCGUCCCGUGCCAGCUCAGUGGGAAAGGUGCAGGGGUUCCUCUUCGUGACAGAAAUAUUCUGUAUUCUCUCAGCCGCAGUUAUUAAAGUAUAAUUGACAACAAUACAUUGCACAUACUUAAAGUGUACAAUUUGAUAUACCCAGGAAACAAGACAGUGAAUAUACUCUUUACCCCCAAAAUCUCCUUGAGCCCCUGGGAAAUUCCUCAUUCCUGCCUUUUCCCAUCCCCAUACCAUCAGGUAAACACUGGCCUGUUUCCUGGCUCAAUAGAUUAGAUUUUUCCUUUUAUUUUGUUUUCUAGAAUGGGAUCAGAUAGUAUAUUAUGGUAAUUGGGUUUUGAGCUGACUGCUGAACUGCAUCUGUUUUGAUACAUCUGACAGUGUUGUUGGCACUGACAUUUCUCUGCUUUGCCUUUACCAUGUAGGUCACUUUUAACUUUUUCACUCUUGGGCUUAAAUCUUCAAGCUGAAGAACAAUAUUGGGAGUCGGUGAAACAAGCCUUCUAGCAUACAAUCUGCAAUACUUGGGUUUUUCUCUAUAAAGUCAUUGCUAGAAGGGGAGCAAAACACGUGAGUGUUUGAGGUAAGAUUAUCAGAUCCUGUGGAUCAGCACAUCAUCCCAGCCAUUUGUCAUGCUCCAGUUAAACAAAAUUAAACCUAAUCU